AUGGCGGCGGCGGCGGUGGCGGCCCGCGGGCCUUUUCCGCUGCUGUUGCCGCUGCUGCUCCUGAGCGGCCUGGCCCGGCUCGGGGCCGCCUCGACCGACCACCACCCCACGCACGAGGAGUACGUGACCGCGGUGGUCAACGUGUCCUACGUGGAGCCGGCGAGCGGCCUCCUGAAGCCGCUCAUCUCCAGCAGCGAGUGCGGCCGCUACGGCCUGCACUCGCCCAAGCAGCAGGUGAAGGGCGCCGUGUUGGCGCCGGUCGCCGCGCCCGCCGCCGGCGCCGCCUACCGGAGGCAGGGCUGCGACCCGCACACCCGCUUCGCCGUGCCCCCGAACACCAGGCACUGGAUCGCCCUCCUGCACCGGGGCAACUGCACCUUCAAGGAGAAGAUCAUGCGAGCGGCGGCUUUCAACGCCUCGGCCGUGGUCAUUUACAACAACGUGUCCACCGAGGAGACCGUCUCCAUGGGCCACCCAGGAACUGGUGUGAUUGUUGUCAUCAUGAUUUCUGAACCAAAAGGUCGUGAGAUUCUGAGCUACGUGGAAAAAAAUCUGACCGUGUUGAUGUCUAUAACAGUCGGACCAACACCUUAUCCAAAGUACAGCCGUGGCUCUUUAGUCUUCGUGUCCAUAUCAUUCAUUGUACUGAUGAUCAUUUCAUUGGCCUGGUUGAUAUUUUACUUCAUUCAGAAGUUCAGAUAUGCAAACAUCCGUGGAAGGAACCAGCGCCAUCUCGGAGAUGUUGCUAAAAAAGCUAUUGGCAAGCUAACCACACGGACUGUUAGAAAGGGCGAUAAGGAAACUGGUCCUGAUUUUGACCACUGUGCUGUCUGCAUCGAAGGAUACAAAUCCAAUGAUGUGGUCAGGAUUCUGCCAUGCAAGCAUCUCUUCCACAAAUCGUGUGUUGAUCCCUGGCUGAAUGAACACUGCACUUGCCCCAUUUGCAAACUAAACAUCCUGAAGGCCCUGGGAAUCCUGCCUGACGUACGCUGUGCAGAUAAUGCAACGCUUGAUGUCGAGAGAUCCGUCCGAGGCUCACCUGCCAAUCAAAGGUCAAUGCCGGCUGAUGUGACUGGUGAGGGGUCUAUAAGUCUGGAGCCGCUCCGAUUUCUGGGCACCUCACAGCUGGGUCAGGAGGAGGAAUCGUUGCCACGCACCAGGGAGAUGAACGUCACAGUGACCAAAGAAUGGCUUAUUAUCGCAAGUUUUGGUGUGCUUAGUGCUCUCACGCUCUUCUACAUGAUAAUCAAAGCAACCACAGCUACAACAGCAGAUGAGACUCUGUCAUGUUGAAGCACCUCUGCUGCAGCCACAGCAUUUUACGCCAAGAUCUGCCUCUCUGUAUUAGUUCUGCUAAAGCCAAAAUCUAUUUUUUAUAUGUUAUUUUUUCACAUGCCUCCACAUAAAAGCUUUGUAUGAAAUUUCGUACAAUAAAAUAUGGAAUUACA
This is a messenger RNA of Callorhinchus milii (elephant shark), 1448 nucleotides long. RefSeq names its product ring finger protein 130 (gene rnf130). Bases 1 to 1293 code for a protein of 430 amino acids. The transcript is spliced from 8 exons. Lineage: Eukaryota; Metazoa; Chordata; Chondrichthyes; Chimaeriformes; Callorhinchidae. The record is from RefSeq and is a predicted model, not a curated record.